Saccostrea cuccullata (small rock oyster) is the source of this 1065-nucleotide messenger RNA. RefSeq names its product platelet glycoprotein Ib alpha chain-like. The coding region runs from base 1 to 1065 and encodes 354 amino acids. Lineage: Eukaryota; Metazoa; Mollusca; Bivalvia; Ostreida; Ostreidae. The record is from RefSeq and is a predicted model, not a curated record. The transcript is spliced from 3 exons.
AUGAGGUUUGGGGUGGAAUACCGGGUCUUAAAGGAUCUUGAAGCUUGCACAUAUAUUGAUUACGGGUAUAAUUACAAGGGAACAUCGUCCACCUUGCUCUACAGCAAGUCCGGAAGCCUGGAUUCCUGCAAGGCAGAGUGCUCUUUGGACAACAAUUGUAAUGGAUUCGGAAUGAAGUCUGGAACCUGUCAUUUUUCUACUCUUUCUGUCCCUGUAUAUAGCAGUACCUGCUCUUCAUGUUCUUAUUACUCAAAGGAUGUCUGCACCAUAGAGGAGACAACAGUUCAGACCUCACAAUCGAUGACAGAUCAAACGUCACAACCGACAACGGAUCCAACGUCGCAACCGACAACAGAUCAAACGUCACAACUGACAACGGAUCAAACGUCACAACCGACAACGGUUCCAACGUCGCAACCGACAACGGAUUCAACAUCACAACCGACAACGGAUCAAACGUCACAACCGACAACGGAUCCAACGUCACAACCGACAACGGAUCAAACGUCACAAUCAACAACAGAUCUAACAUCACAACCGACAACGGAUCAAACAUCACAAGCGACAACAGAUCAAACGUCACAACCGACAACGGAUCAAAUGUCACAACUGACAACGGAUCAAACAUCGCAGUCUAUAACAGGUCAAAUGAUAACGUUACAACAAACAGAUCAAACGUCUCAACCGACAACAGACCAGCCAUUUCAACUGACAACUGACCAAUCGUUGCAUCUGACAAUUGAGCAGUACACUACUAAUUGGACUGGCCAAUUUCAGUGUACAUGUACGUGCACUGACAACAGCAUCACGAUCAAAGAAAAAAUCAUACAACGUAAAAUUGAUCUUUAUAUGGAUGAAAAAGAGACAUCAUCAGCAAAGAACGCACAUAUCUGUAAAACAGACAAUAGGAAGUCCGUAGUUAUAAUUGGGUCAACAGGAGCGUUUAUCCUUGGAGUGCUACUGAUGACUAUCAUACUUCCUGAUGUUUUAACAGUCCUGCAUUACGUACGCAACCGAAUUUAUAUACUGAGUCAUGUCAAAAGAAUAAGGAAGAAUACUUUAUAA